Messenger RNA from Lottia gigantea (owl limpet), 726 nucleotides. RefSeq lists its product as hypothetical. Bases 1 to 726 code for a protein of 241 amino acids. The record is from RefSeq and is a predicted model, not a curated record. The transcript is spliced from 7 exons. NCBI's taxonomy places the organism in Eukaryota, Metazoa, Mollusca, Gastropoda, Lottiidae.
AUGGCGAUAGUUGUGUUACUGAUAGGAAUAUUAACUCAAACAAUAUUAGGUCAAGUUAUAAUAAAUACUGAACCUAAUGAACUAGUUGAUGGAGAAUCUGAUAGUGUUACCUGUUAUUAUAACAAUGUAAUAUACAGUCAAGUUAUAAUAAAUACUGAACCUAAUGAACUAGUUGAUGGAGAAUCUGAUAGUGUUACCUGUUAUUAUAACAAUGUAAUAUACAGUCAAGUUAUAAUAAAUACUGAACCUAAUGAACUAGUUGAUGGAGAAUCUGGUCAAGUUAUAAUAAAUACUGAACCUAAUGAACUAGUUGAUGGAGAAUCUGGUCAAGUUAUAAUAAAUACUGAGCCUAAUGAACUAGUUGAUGGAGAAUCUGUUGAUGGGGAAUCUGGUAGUGUUACCUGUUAUUAUAACAAUGCUUAUACAAUAACUUUUUCUCGAUCUGGUGAGAGUAAUAUAGCUAACUGUUUUGUUACUAUACAAGAACAAGACUGUAAUAUCCUACCUCCUGGACCAUCAAACAACUAUACCGAUUAUAGAGGAUUCUAUACAGCAUCUAAAACAACUACUAGUUUAACUAUGCAUAUUGAUACAGUAUCUAAACAAAGAGAUGAUGGUAUCUGGAGAUGUAGAGUGGAUGAACUUCCAUCUGAAUCAUUUCAAAUCAAUAAAACUAUUAAUGUUAAAGGUAAUUCUAUGUUACUAGAGCUUCAUUAUUUCAUCUAG